Drosophila busckii is the source of this 824-nucleotide messenger RNA. RefSeq names its product venom protease. Gene Ontology annotation, biological process: proteolysis. The record is from RefSeq and is a predicted model, not a curated record. The transcript is spliced from 2 exons. Gene Ontology annotation, molecular function: serine-type endopeptidase activity. The coding region runs from base 1 to 801 and encodes 266 amino acids. Lineage: Eukaryota; Metazoa; Arthropoda; Insecta; Diptera; Drosophilidae.
AUGUUGUAUAUGUAUCCAACAAAAUAUCUUUUGACAGCUUGUUCGAGUACUCUUACCGUAGUAGCUGGCAAACCAGCAAGACCCAAGGAGUUUACUCCCAUGGCACGCUUAGGUUAUCGUAAUGACAACAACGUCACCAACUGGUUCUGUGGUGGAACUUUGAUCAGUAAUAGCUUAGUGCUAACUGCUGCUCAUUGUCUAUAUUCAGAUAUUGGCGCUGUGAACGUUGUGCGUCUAGGCGAGCUUGAUUUUGCUAUACAAACUAACAAUGCUGAUCCUGAAGAUUUUGGGGUACAAAAUACAACAGAGCAUACAGACUUUAAGUAUCCCGAACUAUAUAAUGACAUAGCGCUUAUACAACUAAAUCGCAUUGUAAGAUUCAAUGCAUAUAAGCGGCCCGUUUGCCUGCCAGUUGAUAACGGCGAUCGUGUUGAUAACUUUAUUGCAACUGGCUGGGGUGAUACUAAAUUAGCGGGCAGAGCUUCCACGCGACUCUUAAAGGUGGAGCUUAAUAAUUAUGGCAAUGCUUGUUCUACGGCUAGAGAUAUUGAAGAGCUGCCCAAUGGCUUCAAUCAGAGCACACAGCUUUGUCUUGGCUCCAGUGAGCAUAAGGAUACAUGUAAUGGCGACUCAGGUGGUCCUGUCUUCAGAUAUAAUGGACAUCGACCUUGCAAAUAUUAUGUUAUGGGCAUUACCUCAAUUGGGAUUGGUUGUGGGGAACCCGACGUGCCCACAAUUUAUACACGCGUUCACUUCUAUCUAGAUUGGAUUAGGCAGCAAAUAGAAAAAAAGUUAAUUUAGUUGGAAAAUUAAUUUUAAUUUUA